AUCUCUUCUCACUGUGCCAGUUACACUCCAUCAAGAAGCAGCAAUCUGGAAAGAGACAGAAAAGAGAAUCAGGAGGAUAUUUGUUGAUCUGCUUAUCUUUUUGGAUGCUGCCUUCUGCCCUCCCCAUUGUGCAGAGAGAAAGAAGACAGUCUCGUGAACAAGUGGAAGAGGGAGAGUGCACACGCAGGCAGGGGGAGCGUAGCAACCAGACUCUACCAUGAAGAAGAGCCAGGAGCAUCAUGCUCAAAAGCCAGUCAUUCCAGACUUGUUAAUGACUCCUAGUGAUCAAGGAGAUGGUGACCUAGAGACUGAAUAUCCCGAAGAGAGAGGAAAUUGGACAGGCAAGCUGGAUUUCCUUUUGUCCUGUAUUGGCUACUGCGUUGGAUUGGGGAAUGUUUGGAGAUUUCCAUAUCGUGCCUAUACAAAUGGGGGAGGAGCAUUCCUCGUUCCUUAUUUCAUUAUGUUGGCUAUAUGUGGGAUCCCCAUCUUCUUCAUGGAGCUGUCACUAGGCCAGUUCUCAAGCCUGGGGCCUCUUGCUGUUUGGAAGAUAAGCCCACUCUUUAAAGGUAUUGGUAUGGCCACAAUCCUGAUUGUCUCCUUGGUGGCCAUUUACUAUAACAUGAUCAUUGCCUAUGUUCUCUUCUACCUCUUUGCCUCGUUGACAAACAACUUGCCUUGGCAGUACUGCGGCAACUGGUGGAAUACAGACCUGUGCCUGGACCACCAUGUCAUGCACACAGGGAACAGUGCUGUCCCUUUCAACACUUCUAACACUGUCAGUCCGAGUGAGGAGUACUGGAGCCGUUAUGUCCUCCACAUCCAAGAGAGCUCAGGAAUUGGCGAUCCUGGGAGGAUUCGUUGGAAUCUCUGCCUCUGCCUCCUCCUAGCUUGGGUCAUUGUGUAUCUUUGCAUCUUAAAAGGAGUCAAAUCUUCUGGCAAGGUUGUUUAUUUCACGGCCACAUUUCCUUACCUCAUUCUGAUCAUGCUUCUGAUUCGUGGGGUGACCCUUGAAGGGGCAUGGUUAGGAAUCAAGUUCUAUCUCACACCCCAGUUUGACCUCCUACUGUCUCCCAAGGUGUGGAUUGAAGCAGCUUUGCAGAUCUUCUACUCUCUUGGGGUAGGAUUUGGGGGACUUCUGACCUUUGCAUCAUAUAAUACCUUCCACCAGAAUAUUUACAGGGAUACAUUUAUAGUCACCGUGGGCAAUGCUGUUACCAGCAUUUUGGCUGGCUUUGCCAUCUUUUCUGUUUUGGGCUACAUGUCCCAAGAACUUGAUGUUCCUGUUCAGGAAGUUGCCAAAGCAGGUCCAGGGCUGGCGUUUGUAGUGUAUCCUCAAGCCAUGACAAUGCUUCCUCUUUCUCCUUUCUGGUCUUUCCUCUUUUUCUUCAUGCUGUUGACUCUUGGCCUGGACAGUCAGUUUGCCUUUCUAGAGACCAUUGUUACUGCAGUGACCGAUGAGUUCCCAUAUUACCUGCGACCAAAGAAGGCUUUUUUCUCGGGCAUCGUUUGUGUUGCAAUGUUUCUAAUGGGGCUCAUUCUCACAACGGAGGGUGGAAUGUACUGGCUGGUGCUGCUGGAUGACUACAGUGCUGGGUUUGGGCUCAUGGUGGUGGUCAUUACUACCUGCCUGGUAGUGACACGUGUUUAUGGCAUGAGAAGAUUUUGCUGUGAUAUUCACAUGAUGCUGGGUUUCAAACCAGGGAUAUACUUUAGGGCCUGCUGGUUGUUCCUGUCUCCAGUAACAAUGAUGGCCCUGCUUGUGUACAGCAUUAUCAAGUACCAGCCUUCAAAGUACAAUGGCACUUACUGCUUUCCAUUUUGGGCUGAGGCUCUGGGCAUCCUAAUGGGGAUCUUCUCAUGCCUGAUGAUCCCCAUGGGGAUGGUGUUUGCUGUGCUCCGAGAAGAAGGGACGCUCUGGCAAAGAAUCCAGCAAGCUAGCAGACCAACAAUGGAUUGGGGUCCUUCUCUGGAGGAGAAUAGAACUGGCAUGUAUGUGGCCACCCUGGCAGGUAGCCCGUCUCCUAAACCUUUGAUGGUCCAUAUGAGAAAAUAUGGAGGAAUAACUAGCUAUGAGAACAUAGCCUUUCAAAUUGAUAAAGAGAUUGAAGAGGAUGAAGAAGAAUCUAUGAUAUGAAGACACAGUCUAUUCACAUCAAGUGAUGGAAGGUAAAGAGUCUGUGGGGAAUAUUCUGCACAACAUUGCACUUUGGCACAUCAGUCCACUCAGCAGUCUGUUUCCAGAUGCAGCCAAAGAUUGCCUGUUCAGAAUCUUAUAGCAGUGCACUCCGCUGAAAAUCCCAAUGUUGUUGAGGUUUCUGUUCAAUGUGACAAGAUGUGAAAUGAGCUUGUCUUAGUGCUUUAGUGCCUGAUACAGGCCACCCAUCCAUGUUGUCCCUUGCUGCUGUCACCAGUGAUGGGUUUCUCAAUUCAGGAUGAGUAUAUUGUAUGCUAGCUCCUUCUUGUAUUGAUCCAGCCUAUUUUCCUCUAGCCAUGUGCUUGUACUUCUUUAUCUACAAACGUCAUUGUUCUAUAGAAACAUAGGUUUCUUUAUCCAAUGGAUCAAUUCUCACAAAUCUUCCAUUGUUCUACCUUCUGUGGCUUAGUAAAUGGUAAUUUUGCAUAGUGCCUAAGGAGUUUGAAAGUAGCCUAUGAAGUGUAUUGCUUCUAGAAAGCCAGAGACCUUGAAAAUUUGUAUGAAUUACUGUACAAGAAAAUCUCCAAUAUCACAAUUAAUACUAAAAUUCCAGACCAAAUACUCUGAUUUCUAACUCUAAGAUAAAUUAAAAGAUAUAGAGGUGUUGUGUGGUGACAGGGCCAUCAUAAAAUUCAUUGGAUAAUAUAUUCGGUACUGGUGUGGACUUGUAGAAGUUAGAAAUAACUAACUUAAUCUAGGGCUCUCUCUUCUUUUGAGGAUUGACACAGUCCAGGAAAAGAAAAUGGAACGGGGAACCAGAUUAAUACUAAGGAAAGAAAUAUCUGCACUAGGAAGGUUAGGCUGACUGGAAAAUAUCUUUCACAUGAAGAUACAUUACAAAAUAAUAACAACAACAACAACCACAACCAGCAGCACCAACAUUUUUACCAAUUGUCUGUGAGGUGCCCAGACAUGCUGACAUCUAUAUAUAAAGGGGUUAAUUUAUAUCUUUAGAGUCUCAUAAAUCAUCUCUGAAAGCUGUAGGAAUAGGAGCUCAACCUCAAGUAUACUAUGCACAUUCAUGCGACGUGUUAACACCAAGAGUUCAUACAUUCACUAUGUAUGAAAACUACACUAUGUGUGAUUAUAGAAAGCUACUUUAUACUGAGUCUGUCAGGUGGUCUAACUCCAUAUUAUCUGCACUAACUGGCAAUAGGUCUUCAGGGUUUCAGAGAACAUGGGACUUUUAAUAUGCAAAAAAGCUUGUGCUCCAUCAGUGAUUUUUUCCCUGUAAGAAACUGCUUUAUAGAAUACCAUUAAGUCAUCAUUGUUACCUAUACUAAGUUGAAUGACCCUACAAUGUUUCUGAUGCAAGACUUUCCCAGUUCAUACCUGGAGAUGACAAAUUUCUUGCCUACAAAGCAUUACCCAUAUAACUUCUUUUCUUUCUGAGGAAUGACAGUAUCAUAAACUGGAGAUAGUUUUAGUUGGCCAUAUGUAUAAAGCUUUAUAUCGGGGUAUAAUAUAGAAAAGUUAUGGUGGGAUGGCUGGCUGAUUGGAUGGAUGGACUGACUAAUAAAGGAAUGGUUGCAUGGUACAAUAUGCUCUUUAGUUCAUUACGGAAACUUGUUGGCUGGACUAUUUUUCUUAAGAUGCUGACAUUGGCUUGUGCUGAAACCAGUUUCUAAUGGGAUGUAAAACUUACACCAUUACCUGGAAUACAUUCAUUGCAUUGCACAUAUAGCAGAAGAGAAGAUCAAAUGUUCUCUUUAGCAUUGUUCAUGAAGACAGCUAGAAUAAAAGACAGCUAGUAUGAGAUGCUGGUAUUGCUAGCACUACCAGUUCUUAUGAAAUCAUUCCUCAAGAAGCAUUUUACAGUAAAACCAGGAAAUAUCUCCUAUGAAAUCUUAGUUUUAAAUAUGAGGAACUGCUGUUAUUUCAUAAAGCAAUGAAAUCAUGCUAUCAUUUUUACAACUCUGAAAAAAUGCCUAUCUGAAUAAUUUUAUCAGCAAAAGUGAAACAUAGACUGGAGUUUGUCCAGUUGUGAUAGUCAAAGGGUUUUCGAUACAGGUAGUCAUGAAGGAGGAAUAUUUUUUCCCUAACAGUCCUUUUUCUUAUUCUUUCUUAAACCUGGAUGAGACGAGCAACAGGUUAUCAACAAGUAUUAAACCAUUACUAUGGCAACCAUAAAUAUAGUAUUUGUUUUUUGUACGAUCAUAUAUUCAAGAAAAGGAGGCUGUUGCUGGACUUAAAAGCCAAAGUCAAAAACAAGUGAGCAAAUUUAAGAUGUUGCUAAAAACAAUUGGUGAAAAAUUGAAACAAGAUAUCUUGGUUCCAGCUGUCUACAGACUGGCCCCAGAUCUUUUCUAGCACAAACGCAAAUCUUCCUUGGAGGCUUUGUUCCUGACACUGCCAACAACCUUGCAUUUAGAUUUCUUUGUAAGAAAACUAACAAAGAAUGUAGAUUUCUGAAAAUCUUGACAUACUUUUUAACCAGCUCCAUUUUAGGUUUUGAAAAUAGAUAAAUG
This is a messenger RNA of Python bivittatus (Burmese python), 4662 nucleotides long. NCBI's taxonomy places the organism in Eukaryota, Metazoa, Chordata, Lepidosauria, Squamata, Pythonidae. The record is from RefSeq and is a predicted model, not a curated record.